Molecule: messenger RNA, 2642 nt
Organism: Medicago truncatula (barrel medic)
Lineage: Eukaryota; Viridiplantae; Streptophyta; Magnoliopsida; Fabales; Fabaceae
Product: aspartic proteinase CDR1
Exons: 1
Coding region: 1200-2483 (427 amino acids)
Biological process (GO): proteolysis
Cellular component (GO): extracellular region
Molecular function (GO): aspartic-type endopeptidase activity
Source: RefSeq, a predicted model, not a curated record
UUACCAUAUAGUGUGCCGGGAAUCAUAUACAGUGGUCUAUGCUUUCUAUGUUAAGAAACGUCAAAACUCAAAACAUCGUGUCUUCUGGUUUUGGUGAGCUGAACUUUAUUUUUAUUUUUAUAGGGCUCUAUUUUAUUCUAGUUACUCUUAAUGAUACAUAAAAGCCAUAUAGCUUUUCAUUUAUGCGUGUCAUUUAUGUAGAAUUAAAUUAACAAAGAAUCAUAUAGUCUAGUAGUCAAAUGUAAAGUUACAAAUGAUAAUUAGAACAACCUUUGACUUUAUCAUUAAUAACUUACCAUUAAUUACAGAGAAUUGGGUAAAGAAAUGAACAAUAACUUACCAUUAAUUACAUUAGAGUCGUGAAUUGGGUAAAGUAAUAUGAACUGUAUCACCAAACCACAUAAAUAACCCACGUUAGUCUGUAAAUAGUGUGUUUUAUAAUGAGUGCAAACAUACAAGGUUGAUUCUUGUUUUGACUGAAAAAAAUAGUAAAGAAUAUGAUUUUUAGAGUUGUAAAAAUAAACGAUGUAUCACUAUUAACUCAAUAAUUGGUCCCAUUGAAGACCCAAAAGGCCUAAACUCUUUAGAUACCUUAAGCACUUGCCAAAAGGGAGGAAAAAAAGGUAAAGAAAAAGGAGUAAGUCAUCUUCACGUUCUUAAUCAGAAUGAAAAGUUAUUAUACUUUAAAAAAAAAAUAAAAAAAAAAUAAAAAAAAAAAAAGGAAAAGAGUAGUCGUGCAAUCAAUAAAUCUUAGUUUGGUUUUGGUUGGUAUUUCUAAGUUUGACUUCAUAAAUCUUCAUUGUACAAAUCCAUUUACUAUGACAUAUAUUUGUUGUUAUUUUCUGUUACUUUGUAGUGUGUAUCACGUUUUCUCAGCUUUUUCAACAAAUGUUGUUGCAAGUUGGAAAUCUUUGAAUGUCAAUUAACACGAUACAUGUUCUAUGGAGCAGUUCCUGGUGCAUGGUAAGGUAUUUUAUUGAACCCUUUGCUUAUUGGAAUGUAUAAAAUAGUGGAACAACAUUCUCUGAAUCUCAUGUAACAAACAGAAAAUCACUCACAUGCUGCUAUUGUUUAUAUCUUGUGACUAAACCUGUCAAAUUCAACACUCACAUGCUGUAGUUAUAUCUAUUAUAUAUAUAUAUGUGGCACAAAUAUAAUUUCAUAUACUUCUCACAUGAUCUUAUCCCUUGCUUAACAUUAUGGCCAACAUUCUCUGCUUCCAUUUGUUCCUUUUUGUUCUGUUUACAUUCUUAUCUCAAACACCAACUGAAGCUUACAACAAAGGGUUCAGUUUUAAACUAAUCCAUAAAAACUCACCCAAUUCACCCUUCUACAAAUCAAAUAACUUUCAUAAAAACAAACUUCGCUCAUUUUACCAAGUUCCGAAGAAAUCAUUUGUCCAGAAAAGUCCUUACACUAGAGUGACAUCCAACAAUGGUGACUAUCUCAUGAAGCUCACAUUGGGAUCACCACCAGUGGACAUAUAUGGUUUGGUUGACACAGGAAGUGACCUAGUGUGGGCACAGUGCACACCAUGUGGUGGAUGUUAUCGGCAGAAAAGUCCAAUGUUUGAGCCUCUAAGAUCCAAAACAUACAGUCCUAUUCCAUGUGAAUCAGAACAGUGUUCAUUCUUUGGUUACUCCUGCUCUCCACAAAAGAUGUGUGCUUAUAGUUAUAGUUAUGCAGAUUCGUCAGUGACAAAAGGGGUGCUUGCAAGGGAAGCAAUUACCUUUAGUUCUACUGACGGCGACCCUGUUGUUGUUGGAGACAUUAUAUUUGGGUGCGGACAUAGCAACUCAGGAACUUUCAACGAAAACGAUAUGGGAAUCAUUGGAAUGGGUGGAGGGCCUCUGUCCCUUGUUUCACAAAUUGGCACACUCUAUGGGAGCAAAAGGUUCUCCCAGUGCCUGGUUCCUUUUCAUACUGAUGCACACACUUCAGGAACAAUCAAUUUUGGUGAAGAAAGUGAUGUUUCAGGUGAAGGAGUAGUUACAACUCCUUUGGCCUCUGAGGAAGGUCAAACUUCUUAUUUAGUCACACUCGAAGGAAUAAGCGUUGGAGACACAUUUGUUAGAUUUAAUUCUUCUGAGACACUUUCCAAGGGGAAUAUAAUGAUUGAUUCAGGUACACCUGCAACAUAUAUCCCACAAGAAUUUUAUGAACGUCUGGUAGAGGAGCUGAAAGUACAGAGUAGCCUGUUACCGAUUGAGGAUGACCCGGAUUUAGGCACACAACUUUGUUACAGAAGUGAGACAAAUUUAGAAGGGCCAAUCUUGACCGCUCAUUUUGAGGGGGCAGAUGUGCAAUUGCUGCCAAUACAAACCUUCAUUCCACCAAAAGAUGGGGUAUUUUGCUUUGCAAUGGCUGGCAGUACUGAUGGAGACUAUAUAUUUGGUAAUUUUGCUCAAUCAAACAUUUUGAUGGGAUUCGAUUUAGACAGAAAGACAAUCUCCUUUAAACCAACCGAUUGCACCAAUCAAUAGAGAUAAUUUUAAUGUAAUUUUUAGUGUUAGUGAUACCUAUAAUUUGUGGUUGGGGUUGGGGUCAAGAGAAAUAUCAGAAAUAUAUAAUUGUUCACAAAAAAUUAUAUGUACUGUAUUGUGACUUUACAGAAGGAAUAUUAGAACCUUGUUUUAAUUCUA